AGUUAGCAGUAUUCAAAGUAAACAUGACAAAAAAAAGGCGUCUUUUAUUUUGAAGGUGAAGGAUUUUCCCUUCAGGUAGCGAAGAUCACAGGUUGCCAAAGCCAUGAGAUAUAAUGGAUGUAAAUAUAUAAAAAUGAGUAUUUUUUACAUCAAAGAUACUUAAAUAUUUUUGCCGCUACCAGCAUGCAUCUUCAACCCCUGUCCCUCCUCCUCCUCCUCCUGGUUGCCGGGGCAGCAGAGGUAUGCCUUGGCUUGACAACCACACUUCACGACUUCCGAGGCUGCGCAGUGCGAGAGUUCUCCUUUGUGGCCCAGAAGCCGGGCUGCAAGGGACUGCGCAUCAGCACAGAGGCUUGCUGGGGCCGCUGUCACACCUGGGAGAAACCUGUGCCGGAUCCCCCUUACAUCCAUCGACACCAUCGCGUGUGCACCUACAGCCGCAUCCGCCACAUGACCGCCCGCCUGCCGGGCUGCCUGCCCAACGUCUCCCCUCUCUACCACUAUCCCAUGGCUCUGCACUGCCACUGUGCCGGCUGCUCCACACAGGACACAGAGUGUGAGACCUUCUGAUGGGCGGGGACACUUCCAGCCAACAGUGGUGUCAACAGUUUUGCUGAUGUGAGAGGCCCUGAAUAAAAUGAUGAAAUCAAGGCAUUUGAGCAAGUGUGAUACUUGACAUGUGGUGACCUAGAAACGUGUACCCUGAAGAUAUGCGUGUAUUAUACAUCUACAUGUAAGAGAGGAGGUGUAACCGAAAAAGCAUUUUAUUUAAAGUGUCAAUACUUGAAAUCUGGAGGUGAAAAAAAUGUUUUAUAACUUCUCAAUGUCCUCUUUGUUGAAAUUGAUUUUAUACUCUCACGGCACAGUUUUAUAUAUUAACCUGUGUAAUUUGUCAUAUUUUGCCGCUUGGACAGAAACCUGGCGAAAGUCAUGCGAGAUGGAUGAGAUUAGUCAGA
Pungitius pungitius (ninespine stickleback) is the source of this 956-nucleotide messenger RNA. Its product is annotated as glycoprotein hormone beta-5-like. The transcript has 2 exons. Lineage: Eukaryota; Metazoa; Chordata; Actinopteri; Perciformes; Gasterosteidae. Gene Ontology annotation, cellular component: cytoplasm; extracellular region. Gene Ontology annotation, molecular function: hormone activity. Bases 184 to 570 code for a protein of 128 amino acids. Gene Ontology annotation, biological process: regulation of thyroid hormone receptor signaling pathway; G protein-coupled receptor signaling pathway. The record is from RefSeq and is a predicted model, not a curated record.